Messenger RNA from Falco peregrinus (peregrine falcon), 1637 nucleotides. It is a transcript of the gene RFX8, whose product is annotated as regulatory factor X8. Gene Ontology annotation, biological process: regulation of transcription by RNA polymerase II. The record is from RefSeq and is a predicted model, not a curated record. NCBI's taxonomy places the organism in Eukaryota, Metazoa, Chordata, Aves, Falconiformes, Falconidae. Gene Ontology annotation, molecular function: RNA polymerase II cis-regulatory region sequence-specific DNA binding; DNA-binding transcription factor activity, RNA polymerase II-specific. The transcript is spliced from 15 exons.
AUGGCGGAGGGAGGCCCCGACUGCCCCCCGUACCUCCCUGUCGUCCGCUGGGUAGCUGAUAAUUUCUGUGUGAGUGAAGGAUGCACUGUUCCCCAUCGGCUAGUAUAUGAAUUAUAUCUGGAAAGCUGCAGUCCAGAUUCCAAGUACCAAGUAAAUUCAGCCACCUUUGGAAAGCUUAUUCGGUUAGUUUUCCCAGGCCUGAGGUCAAAAAGGCUGGGCCCAAGAGGGAGUACCAGGUAUCAUUAUAUUGGAAUAACUAUCAAGAAGAACUCUUCCUUUUAUGCACGUUAUUGCUGUCUUCUGUAUGAAAAUAAUGACCACAGGUACUUGUCUGCAGGGGAAGCCAGCAGCUCUGCCUGCCAGCCCAGUACCUCUGCGGGCACCGGGUGAGACGCCUGCAGUUAUGGAGAUGCAGCUGGUCGCAAGAGCAACAGCAAAAAAACCCGAACGAGCAAGAAUUUGCACUGUUCUCCAUCUGUCAUUUAUCUGAAGAGUAAACGGAAGAGAUUUCAGUACCUGUGGGCUGAAUUCAGCAGAUCCUGUCUUAGGGAGCAAGACCUAGGGAAGACAUACCCCUACGAAAUGGUUGUACUGCUUGCCCAUGAGUACUGCAGCCAUUGCCAACAUCUUUUACACAUGGUGAGGAACAGCAAGUUCAACAAGGUGGAAGGCUGUAUCAUGUCAUUCUGGAAGUCUCUGCGGCCUGAAAUAAUACCACUGAUGUCCUUGCCAGAUGUAUGCCAGAUGUUGAAAAGCUAUGAUAGGCAGCUAUUCAAGGAAAUGGAGAAGAUCCUACUUGAUGAUUUCCUGGAGGAGGUGCCUAUACAACACAUGAGGUCAAUCAGAUUGUUCAGUAAAAAUGUUAAACUUUGGCUGCUUAAUGCUUUGGUAGAUUUUCCAUUACCACUCCAAACAUCUAAAUCUGAAGAAGUUACAGUGUUUAUAAAAAGACUGAGGAGAAAGACAGACCUUUCUAACUUGGCCAAGACAAUGAGAGCAGUCUUGGAGAACAACAGCAAAGUCACUGUUCUGCGAUCAGGCUUGCAUGUUGUCAUCGAUCAGGGAUUUCUGGAUGUGCCUGGAAUCCUCUUUCAAAACAAGCUUAGGAAUCUGGAGGAGCUGCAGAACAACAUAGAACUGAAAUGUUUGAAGGACUUGGUGUCUUUGCUGUCACGUUUCACAGAUAUUCAGCUUCUCCUGGAAUGUGUGGCUUCAAAUCUUCAAGCUUUUUUCACUGAGCCAAGCAGGAGUAAAGAGGAGUUUAGAGAAGCGGCAUCAGCUUUUCAGUUGAGAUGGAGCUUCCUGCUGAGUGGAGUAAGCAAGGCUAUGACCCUCAACUGCUCAGGCAGUUUUGGAUCCUGGCAUUUGCUUAGUAUGCUACUCAUGGAUUUUGUGGCUCACGUUUUCCUGUCCUAUCUAGAGAAGGGAGAAGAAGACCUCUGGGUCCCAGUGCAGAAUGAAUCGGCUGUUCUUUGUGUUUAUGACCCCAGCCACCUUGGGGGCUAUUUUUCAGAGCAGUGGCCUCAAGCCAGUGCUCCACAGGCAGCUCUCAUAACUUCGAUGGAGAACCAGAGUAACUCUGGAAUAAGCAAAACUUUUCCAGAUUUCUGAGUUGUUCGGUGUACACAGCCACAGGC